GUUUCGUUGUCUCCAUCCUCAUUUUCCACAUCUUCUUCAUCGCUGGUCAAUAAACUGUUGUCUAAAGACGUGCACGCAGACCAACGUUCGACCAUUGGCGAAUCCAAAAAUCUAAACGCCGCCUGGCGGCCAAAUCACUAACCUAGAAGAUGAGUAAUAUCAAAGAGAAAGAAGAAUCUUUGGUUCAGUUUUACUUGUUUGAGUUAGAUAUUUUCAUUUCAUAUUCGUUCAUUUGAGUGGUAUUAUUUGUGCUCUGAGUUUGUGAGGUGCCUGAAAAAGUUUUUUCGUAUUCUGAACAGAAAAAUUGUGUAAGUGUUUAUAUUGGUGUUGUCCCACGAUACCAAAAGAACUUCAUUCUGUUGUCCUCAUUCAGUUAAGAAACUAUUAACUAUUUUACUAAAUUUCAGGCCACGUGGUUGAAUUUUCUGGUGUUGAUAGACUAUUUAGAGAGAUUCAGAGUGCUAUCUUCAUAUUUCAAGGCUAGAUUAUUAUCACCAUGAGUGAACAAGGGAAUAGUACCAAGAAGAAAACUCUUCAUAAUUGUAACUGCUGUGUUUACAAUUGCUCUUCAAGAAAAGGAAAAAGCAGGGCAAUUCAUUUCCAUAAAUUUCCGAAGGAAGAUGCCUCAACAGUUCACAUCACUAAUAGCUUGGGCAUGUUGGAGAAAGUUGAUAGAAGAAAAGAGUGGAUAAAAAGAUUAUUGAUGGGGAAACCUGUUACCAACAACAUGCGUGUUUAUUCCCUUCAUUUCCAGGAUAGCGAUUAUAUUGCUACAGGUUCGGUACUUCAGCACAUGAAACUGAAAGUAACUGCUGUUCCCUCUCGAAAUUUACCAGAGAGGAAAUUUUCAAAGGCAUUGAAUAGGGUCAGCAUUGCAAGACGCAAACAGAGAUUAGAAAAACGAAGUGCUUUAAGGGAUGAGCAUAUUAAUCCACGUCCCACAACUGAUGCCAUUCAUUCACAUGAGUUGCAAAGUACAGAGACACCUGAGCAGCAAAAGGUAUUAGAAAUUUCUGACUUGAAUGAAGAUGAAAAAUCAGUUGUGGAGGCGUUAUUGGAUUUGCAAUUCAUUGGAAAUAAGAAUGUAGUGGAAACUCAUCAUGAUAAAGGAGUUCAAUUGCAGAGUGGUGAUCUAAUAUGGAAUUUCGUAAGCACCAUUACAAGCGAUAAACAGUUGAAUUCCUUGACGGGAAUUCCAAAUUUCGACAUGUUGAAUAAUUUUGUCGAAUUAAUUACUAAGUUCUAUCCGGAUCGAAAAAUCCAUAAAUUGAGUACCAAAGAACGAAUCAUUUUGGUAUUCAUGAAAUUGAAAAUGUCGAUAAAAUUUACAGUGCUGUCAUUUCUAUUCAGGGUUUCUCAGACCACUGUAAAAAAUAUUUUCAGCGAGUAUAUUGCGUAUUUAGCAAAUGUCCUCGAAGGUUGUAUUCAGUGGCCAAGUUCUGAAGAGAUUUAAAAGAAUUUACCACUUUGUUUUGACAAUUUUAAGGCUGUGAGAGUCAUACUAGAUUGUACUGAAAUUCCAGUACAAAAGUCAUCAUGUUUAUCAUGCCGCAUUAGAACUUAUUCUCACUAUAAAGGAAUGCAGACCAUUAAGUUCAUGACGGGUGUAAGUCCUGCCGGAGCUAUAACAUUUGUAUCCAAUUGUUAUGGAGGCAGAAGUUCUGAUAAAGCAAUAUUUGAACAGAGCCGAAUUAUAGAAAAAUUAGAACCUACUAAAGAUUGGGUGAUGGUUGACAAAGGUUUCCUAAUUGAGAGUAUUUGUGAAAAUCAUUCAAUUCGAUUGAUUAGACCUGUGUUUUUGAAGAACAAGAAACAAUUUUCUGAGGAAGAAGCUAAAUUGAAUAUAGCAAUAUCCAAGGCUAGGGUUCAUAUCGAACGAGUGAACCAAAAAAUAAAGAUUUUUGAAAUUUUGAGGGUUCCCUUACCCUUGACACUAGUCAAAGAUAUUGACAACAUUAUUUUGGUCAUUUGUGCUAUGGUGAAUUUGCAAACACCCAUAUUGGAUGAUGAUAAAUUUUUUAAAAACUGAUUCUUGAAUACAAGGUGAUUCAAAAAUUGAGGCGAAAUCUAAUUUUAUAAUUUACUGUAAGCCUAGAAAUGAAUAAGUUGAGUUGAUAUUAUUUUUGUGAUUUGUCUUAAUGUUAGUGUAACACCAUUUCAUGUUCAAUCCUCGAUCUAUUGCCUCAAGUUUUGAAACACCCUCUUUUAUAUUAGCAAGUAUAUAUGUCACUGCCACAACUCAAUUAGGUUGCGUUCACAAACUUACUCUGAGCAAGCUCUGAUUACUCGAAGCGUUCACAAACGUACUUUUAGUUCCUCAGAGUAUGCUCUCUGAGCAUGACCAUACUCAUACUCUACUCUCGGAGUAAGUUUAUGAACACACCCUUUGUGUUGAUUGCAAUCUCAAAAUCAUGAGUCAAUUUCUUAUUCUUUGAUUGUAAUAAAUUAAUAGCAGAGAUUAAUAAGUAUUCUUCAAAAUUCAACUGUUAUUCCACUAAAUUAUCAUAUUGUAUAAUUUCAAUAUAUUUUCUAAAAAAGCUAUUGUGAUAACAAAACAGGUGAUGGUAAUCUCAUUGUUAGAGAAUUUGUUUUUCUAUUUCUUCAUAGAAGUGUUCCUCUGUUGAGCUUAUCGUACUUGCUGAAAUAAAAUGUCUGAA
This is a messenger RNA of Coccinella septempunctata (seven-spotted ladybird), 2657 nucleotides long. RefSeq lists its product as uncharacterized. The record is from RefSeq and is a predicted model, not a curated record. Gene Ontology annotation, molecular function: sequence-specific DNA binding. Lineage: Eukaryota; Metazoa; Arthropoda; Insecta; Coleoptera; Coccinellidae. Bases 497 to 1453 code for a protein of 318 amino acids. The transcript is spliced from 4 exons.